Messenger RNA from Gadus chalcogrammus (walleye pollock), 6666 nucleotides. RefSeq names its product tolloid-like 1 (gene tll1). Gene Ontology annotation, biological process: proteolysis. Gene Ontology annotation, molecular function: zinc ion binding; metalloendopeptidase activity; calcium ion binding. The record is from RefSeq and is a predicted model, not a curated record. The transcript is spliced from 22 exons. NCBI's taxonomy places the organism in Eukaryota, Metazoa, Chordata, Actinopteri, Gadiformes, Gadidae. Bases 471 to 3554 code for a protein of 1027 amino acids.
GGCUGUCACACGUCCACCAGCCGUCCUUUUGCACGGUAUGAACCGCGUGGAAGUUGAUCCUUACCUCGCAGGGAAACUCACCCGCCGGUCAAUCGGCGACCCCGGAGCGGCGGAGAGCGGCUAGCGAUAUUACACAGGAGCGCCUCUCGGAUGACAGAACCCCUCGACCAGCACAUCGGGACUAGGUAUUCCACUGAAGGGAUCUGCCGCCGAUCUCAACACCAUGCUAUGGAAAGCAGACGCUUACAAUAAGUUCCCGUGUCCCGCGGCUCAUUUUUCACCACGAGCCGUUAAAUUUCUCCUAUUGCCCAUCCAGCCGGCUUUUCAUCUGCAAGACUGAAGUGACCAGAAAUCUGUGAACAGAGGAGAGAGGAGAGACAGACAGACAGAGAGAGAGAGACAGAGAGUGAUAGAGGGGCAGAAAUAGAGCGGUAAUAGUGGGACCUGCAUUGGUGUAUUUUGGUCUGUAGAUGGACCGGGUGCCCACGGCACUGGCAGCUAAGAUGCGGUGGAUCACGCUUGUCCUGGCCGGAUUGACUUUCUGGGGAAGUGUGUACAUUGGUCAUUGCUUCGACUACGAGGAAGCGAACUAUGAUUAUUACGAAGAGGAGAAAACGGAAACGAUCGACUACAAGGAUCCGUGCAAAGCCGCCGUGUUCUGGGGAGACAUCGCCCUCGACGAGGAGGACCUGCGCAUGUUCCACAUCGACAGGACCAUAGACCUGACGGAGCGCCCGCACACGCACACGCACGGCCGACAGGGACACACCACCGGUGGCCAGGAGGAACAGGACAUUGCCAAGAAGAGGAGUUCUCUGUAUCUGCUGUUGGAAAGGAUACGCAGGUUUGGCUUUGACUCUCUCCCUAGCAACCUCAGCAGGGCCUCUCCGGGGUCCGGCCCCGCCGGUGGGAAGGGGGAGAAGCCCGCCAGCGCUCUGAAGGGCCGCUUCCCCCGCGCAGCCACGUCCCGGGCCGAGAGGAUCUGGCCCGGGGGGGUCAUCCCCUAUGUCAUCGGAGGGAACUUCACAGGUAGUCAGAGGGCCAUGUUUAAACAGGCCAUGCGUCACUGGGAGAAGCAGACGUGUGUAACGUUCAUUGAGAAGACAGACGAGGAGAGCUACAUAGUGUUCACCUACCGACCCUGCGGGUGUUGUUCCUAUGUGGGUCGCCGUGGCAACGGGCCCCAGGCCAUAUCCAUAGGGAAGAACUGUGACAAGUUUGGCAUCGUGGUGCAUGAACUAGGUCAUGUGAUCGGCUUCUGGCACGAGCACACAAGACCCGAUCGCGACGAUCAUGUGACCAUCAUCCGGGACAACAUCCAACCUGGUCAGGAAUACAACUUCCUGAAGAUGGAGCCGGGGGAGGUGAACUCUCUGGGAGAGGCUUACGACUUCGACAGCAUCAUGCAUUACGCCCGGAACACCUUCUCACGGGGGAUGUUCUUGGACACCAUCCUCCCGUCUAGGGACGACAACGGGAUCCGGCCUGCCAUUGGCCAGCGCACCAGGCUGAGCAAAGGAGACAUUGCCCAGGCAAGGAAGCUGUAUAGAUGUCCAGCAUGUGGAGAGACACUUCAAGACUCCACGGGGAACUUCUCCUCACCGGGUUACCCCAACGGAUACCCCUCGUACACACACUGUGUCUGGAGGAUAUCGGUCACGCCAGGAGAGAAGAUUGUUCUGAACUUCACCACAAUGGACCUGUAUAAGAGCAGCCUGUGCUGGUACGACUACAUCGAGGUCCGGGACGGUUACUGGAGGAAAGCGCCCCUACUAGGCCGGUUCUGUGGUGAUAAGCUUCCUGAGGUACUGGUCUCCACCGACAGCAGAAUGUGGAUUGAAUUCCGGAGCAGCAGCAACUGGGUGGGGAAGGGCUUCGCAGCCGUGUACGAAGCGAUCUGUGGAGGGGAGAUAACGAAGGACUCUGGGCAGAUCCAGUCUCCUAACUAUCCUGACGACUACCGGCCCUCCAAGGAAUGUGUGUGGAGGAUCACCGUGUCUGAGGGCUACAAUGUGGGACUCAGCUUCCAGGCCUUUGAGAUCGAGAGGCACGACAGCUGUGCUUACGACUACCUGGAAGUUCGUGACGGCCCCCUGGAGACGAGCCCUCUUAUUGGUCGGUUCUGCGGCUACGACAAACCCGAGGACGUGCGCUCCACAGCUCACACGCUGUGGAUGAAGUUCGUCUCGGACGGGACGGUCAACAAGGCAGGCUUCGCUGCCAAUUUCUUCAAAGAGGAGGAUGAGUGUUCAAAGCCAGACAAUGGCGGAUGCGAGCAGCGGUGCGUGAAUACGCUUGGCAGCUUCAAGUGUGCCUGUGACCCGGGCUACGAGCUAGCGCCAGACAAGAAGAGCUGUGAAGCGGCCUGUGGGGGUCUUCUGUCCAAGCUGAACGGGACGAUCAGUACUCCAGGCUGGCCUAAAGAAUACCCACCCAACAAGAACUGCGUGUGGCAGGUGGUGGCUCCCACUCAGUACCGCAUCUCUAUGCAGUUUGAGAUCUUUGAGCUGGAGGGGAAUGAGGUGUGUAAGUAUGACUACGUGGAGGUGCGCAGCGGUCUGACCUCUGACUCUAAGCUCCACGGGAAGUACUGUGGCACGGAGGUCCCCGAGGUGAUCACCUCCCAGUACAACAACAUGAGGAUCGAGUUCAAGUCCGACAACACCGUCUCCAAGAAGGGCUUCAAGGCCCACUUCUUCUCAGACAAGGACGAGUGCAGCAAGGACAACGGGGGCUGCCAGCACGAGUGCGUCAACACGCUGGGCUCCUACGUGUGCGAGUGCCGCCACGGCUUCGUCCUGCACGAGAACAAGCACGACUGCAAGGAAGCUGAAUGUGAGCAUAAGAUCCACAGCCCCAGUGGGACCUUGAGUAGCCCCAACUGGCCGGACAAGUACCCAAGUCGCAAGGAGUGUACCUGGGACAUCACCGCCACCCCCGGACACAGAGUCAAGAUCACGUUCAACGAGUUUGAGAUCGAGCAGCACCAGGAGUGCGCCUACGACCACCUGGAGGCCUUUGAUGGCGACACGGACACGGCGGCCAUCUUGGGCCGGCUUUGCGGCAGCAAGAUCCCCGAGGCGCUGGUCUCCACGGGCAACAAGAUGUACCUGCGCUUCAUCUCAGACGCCUCGGUGCAGAGGAAGGGCUUCCAGGCCCUGCAUUCCACCGAAUGCGGGGGCCGUCUGAAGGCCGAGUCCCGCCAGAAGAACCUCUUCUCCCACUCCCAGUUCGGGGACAACAACUACCCGGGCCACACGGACUGUGAGUGGCUGCUGACGGCGGAGGCGGGCUACGGCGUGGAGCUCACCUUCAUCACCUUCGAGGUGGAGGAGGAGGCGGACUGCGGCUACGACUACAUCGAGCUGUACGACGGCUACGACGCCAACUCACACCGCCUCGGACGCUUCUGUGGGUCCGGGCCCCGGGAGGAGAUCUACACACCAGGGGACGUUGUGCUGAUCCGUUUCCAUAGCGACGACACCAUCAGCAAAAAGGGCUUCCACAUCCACUACACGAGCACCAAGUUCCAGGAACUUCACGACAGGAAGUGACCUCAGAGUCAGCCUCCCCCCUUGACCUCUUGACCUCUGACCCCGGGGGCCGCCGCCAACGCCGUAACCUUGAAAUGACCUUUGCCAUGGCAACCUCGAAAAAACAAAGCACAGUCUGGCCAAUCAGAUAUCCCUCGUUAGGACAAGACUUGUGGACGCCUACCACACUCCACAGGACGGAGGACUUAUGUGUUGUGUGAACCAAGCUCUCCUUCAGUGGCGCCAGUGGUCACCUGGAGAGGAGAGGGGAUGAGUGAUGGCUGAUGAUGAACUCAAUGUACUAUGGGACUGAACACACCAGCAUGACACAUGUCCACCACUCACUGAUUAGCGCCUCAUCACAGAGGAGUCCAAAGGGGAACCGGAAAUAUUUAAUCAAACCCGUGCACGUGGGAAAUGAAGGUGCACACGCGCAUAUGUGCACCCAUGCACACACACACACACACACACACACACACACACACACACACACACAUGCAAACAGACACACACACAGACACACAUCAACACACUCAACAGUGAUUGUUAUGCACCUCUUGCUUUGAUGCACAGGUGCAGUGCCAGCUGCUGAUUGGCUGAGGCUGUGGAUAUUGGGUUAACAAGGAUCUGACAUGGAGGCCUAACUGUGGACCCACUAUGGCAAACCCUGAAGACACAUGAGUGUUGAAGACUGUGGUCUACACAACUUACUGUGACCAUGCAUACAGAGUGACUUAUAGAGAGACAUGUUCAUUGCCUUUAAGGCCUGGGGAACUGGCCUGAACUGUACAGCUCACAGUGGCUGCAACUAGUUUUAUUGUAUGUCUUAUUCUCAAUCCUGUAAUGGUUGUUUAUGUGUGUAAAAAAUAUAAGAAAAAGCACAACAAAAGGCGUAUUCCUGUUCUGCCCAUUGCCUAAACUGUAUACAGACAACCAUCUAUGAAUGGAUGAAUUUAACAAAAAAAUGUCAGAGAAAUAAAAUGACCUUAGAUGUUAAUACUGAGCCUUGCAUUACUGUAUAUUAUAUGUUCCUGUUGUUUUAAGUUUGCACCAUGUUUUUUUAUUUGCUAAUGUAACAUAUGAAAUUAUAAGCUGUAUCCCUUGUGUUAAAAUGUUGUAACAGAAGGUAUGACCUACUCUACCAAAACACCCAUGUUUACCCUGAAACGAGAAUAUACGGUCCAAAUAUGUUUCAACUGAUGACUUGAAGGACAGUUUCAUCCUUAUCCUUAUUAUGUCUUUUGGAAGAAGAAAACAACAACGAUCGAAAGGGGAGAGGAGAUUAUCCAAUGGUGCUAAAAUAUAUACAUGAAUAAGAUGUGUUUUUGUAUGGAUUGAACCACGAUGAAAGUGAUUAAAUGAUGUGAGAGCGUGUAAAUAGAGCGCCUAAAUCAACACACUGGUCCACGAUAAUGCCUUAGCACCAAACGUCCCGCCCUCGCACAGACCUCGACCGCCAGCCGACUGAUGGGACGUUUCUGCGGGGCGUGGAGUUUGUGAAGAACUUGAAUGAGUUUAUAGUUCAAUGAAAUAUUGUGGGAGCUCGACUGCCUGUGAUGUUUGUGUGUGUGAUACAACUGUUUGGCUCUUCUGGGAACAUGCGCACACACAAACACACACACACACACACACACACACACACACACACACACACACACACACACACACACACACACACACACACACACACACACACACACACUUAUUACAAGCUAAAUCGCAGACACAGCAAUGGUAAAUACCAGGAAGAUACCUGCAUAAGAUGUAUUAUUUUUCCUCUAUUAUGCUGGUAGAGCAGCAUUUCCCUGUUCACUGUUCUACGAGUGUGAGUGCUGUACAUUAGUCCCGGUGCAUCCAGCUUUCGGUAUUAACUGCAACAUUUAUACAGCAUGUAUGCAUCUUGUGUAAGUGUGAGUCGCUGGGGCUAACGGGGAAACGUGAGUGUCAGAGUGUGUAUGAACGUUGAUUGUUUCUAAUUGGAUUGACUCAUUUCUGUAUGUGCCAAGCUCCAGGUGACCCAUGUCCCACUGUAGUCUACUGUAGUCUCAUCACUCCACUGUGUUGAAAUGACCUCUGAAUCAGUCAAUUAAAAUACACACAGGUCAAAGAGUACAUAAAAACUAAGACUAUGUGAAAUUUGCAUAUUUCUCAGUUAUUUUGUAUCAUGAGAGUGCAUUUUUUUGUGAAUGUCCAAGUACUAACUAUGUUCAUCAGCAUAGUAACUUUUACUUAGAAAGUGACUAACCCUAACCCAAAACCCGCAAUAUCCAAUAGUAUUAGCUGUGUCAACACAUUGAUUUAACGCUAACCAUAGACUACUAGAGCAAUCAAUAACAGAGCAAAACAUCCACUACUUAUUUUCUUUUUGAAAUGACUAGACCAGAGCAUUUAGCCUGCAGUACUCCCAGAGCCCACAUGUCGGCUCCAAACACACAGAAAUGGAGCCGCACACAAUUUCCUUUUUCCAGAUUUGUUCUAAACCUAGCAAUGAACAUAGAGAUGGAUCGAAUCAAAAUAUGAUCAGACCUGCCCCAUGCAUUCUAAAUUAAACUUAACCGUCAGUCCAUCCUAAUACAAAAAAGCCGGACAUUAUUAUAGACACAAUUCAACACUGCCUUAGGAUGCUGUCAAAAUGAUGCUUAAUGACAUGGUUGGAGGGGGACAAAAACAAGUGAGUUUUUAAGUGUUCAAGCCAAAUGCCAAUUGCCCAAUUGUAUAAACAAAAUAGCAGAUAUGUGGUGGAAACGUACAAUGUUUGUGCAAAUCACGACGUCGGGAAGUAUGAAGUAAGUGGAAUCCUUUCUGGGGAACCGACACUUUAAGAUUUACGAAACAAAAAGUCUGAUUAAUUUUCAGAAAGUUCAUAAAACUUCAUAAUUCAUAAAUAAUGUAUUAUGUAAUUCAUAAAAUUGUAAUGUAUGAGGUGUGGUAAAGUAUGACCCAUUCUGUCCAAAACAUAAUUUUGGUCACAUAGCAUCUUUAAUACCACCAUUAUAAUAAUUAGAAUAUCAAAAAGUAUUGAGUAUACAUACAUCAUUUGCAUUGCGGUACACAAAUCUGUUGUGAUUUAUGUUUUUAAUCUCUUCCAUUCUUUGUUUUCAGGAGUAUUCUUUAUUGUUUUCACAUUGUGCUG